AACAAUCAAUGGAUUUACACCGCCUCAUAUCCACUACAACUGACGCUAACAUGCUCUCCAACGCACAUCGAGGAUAUCAAAAUAAACUCAGCAGGAAUUAUUCGCCUUGAGCCUCAAUGCAAGGGUUACAGCGAAACAAUUAUCUUGGAACCGUCGCAAGGCAUCACCGCAAAUAGCAGUCACAGUCCAAUAGUACACAUUCCUGAAGAAGAUUGCUGUCCGAAGAACCGUGAAGACUCCACAAUUGUACCAAUACUGUUAGAGCCUGUUAAAAUUACUGAUAUUAAUACCGAAGAGUUGAAGUAUUCAAAUCAUAAGCUUGCCCGGUUGGAUAAUCUCCUACAAGAAGAACUAAACAAACCCGUUAUCAUCCAGCACAAUUCGUGGUCCACUAUUAUAUUGAAUGUACUAAUGUUUAUUGUUGGUAUUAUAUUCGCAGUAUUUCUCUUACGACGGUGUGGCGUAUUACGCUCAACAGUUAGGCGCUUGUAUUCUGUGAAGGAUCCAAGACCAACAAACGACGCUUGCAGUCUUAAAAUUGUUAACACAAAUGUCAACGCCGGCCCAUUAACAAGGAGACAGUUAUUGAAACUCCUUGAGGAAGACAGACCAAUAUUCGAGGAAGGAUUACUUGACCAACCCCCAAUCUAUUCCGCCGAUAGACAACAGAGAGACGAACUCCUGUGCUUCUUAUUACAGUGGUACAAAGUGGAUACAACAAAAAUACGAGAGGAUUUACUCCAUUUAUGGAUUCCCUUAGGAGUAGGACCUCAACAUGAUCAGCCUGACCAAACCGCUGAAGAAUUUUUAACGAAAUCCGUUGAGAGAUCGGAUUCUUUACCACUGCAGGCGUGGCAUUCUUUGGCAAGAUCUGCUUUAUCCUGGUUCAUCAGUCGUACGUCCAUAAAUGGCUGUUCGGGAAGUGAUGAUCUCUGCAUAUAUUCUCAAAGGCGAAGUUUCCACAUACUGAUACCAAGGAUAAAUGUAUUUGUAUAGUUUUGUCUAUGUAAAGCCAUUUUGAAGAUGGAUAAUAGUUCAGAACAUUUUCCAUGUUUGAUACUAUUACAUUAUCGAAAGGGUAAAAUGCACCGAAUAAAACAUAAUACACGCUGUUUAAGGAAAUGGUACAGCCUGUUAGAGUAUUGUUACGGAUGAGAGCAGCUCAUCACGCAGAAAAUAAUUGCAGUGCAGAGGUGGAAAGAUGAUCAGCAGAAGGAUUACGAGUCUGAUUGGUUGUAUCGCCAUGUACCCACCUUCGUUAAUACUAAUAAUAAAGCACACACAUUUUCGUCAUUUACCAAAAUAGUCACACGUUUUAAUGUGUGAUCAUAUCUUAUCACACAAAUUAAUAUGAGCUUAUGUAGCAUAUGACGAAAAAGCGAAUGAAGAUCGUCGAAACCAAGUAGAAUAAAGCAAUAACGAGUGUUCAAAUUCAAAAUAGUGACGUAAAUCGCAAGCAUCUUGGUAGAUGCCUGAACAAUUCAACAUGUAUGUAUUUGACCGUGAAAAUUCUUGCUGAGAUUUUACUGCGAAAGUAUUCUCUCCCCAUAAUUAUUCGCUUGAUAAAUACCUGUUAGGAACUAUCCUGUAGCAUUACUAACACACAUACAUUCAUCUUAUACUGUCGCCUCGCUGGGCACGAAUGGAAUAUAUAUUGUGUCAAGUUUAAUCUCCAUAUUUUUUAUCACGGAAGAUAGAUGUAUAUACUAUAUAAUUUGUUAAAACAGUUUCUGUUACAUAUAACUGUACAAUCAACUAAAUCACGUAUUAUACUUAAUUUACAUUCCAUAUAAAUAAUUAUGUAAAUAAAUAAAAUUGUAAAAAUAUAUAUAAGAUGUGAAAUGUCGUUCCGUAGUUUACGUAUUUAAAAAUUUAUAAUGUUCUUACCAGAAUAUAUCAAUUCAAUCAAUAAAACUUUAAUCUACGAAGGGGAUCGUAAUAUAGCAAUAUAAUUUUUUACACGGAGAGGAUCUUCAGGUUUGAAGUUCAACUUUGUCGUUUUUAAUAGAAUUAUUUUUUGUACAUAAGUUAAUUUUCUACAACGUUUUAUGUAUGAAAAAGGAUGUUACUAUAGACUAUAAAUAAUUAAUAAUGUGUAACAUAUUUGAAAUUCUUUAUAUAAAAUAUAAUCAAUUUUUAAUAGUCUUUAAACGUUUUAAUAAUUUUAACACUAUACAUUAAUACGAUAUUAUGUGAAAUGUUUCGGUAUAUACAGGGUGUUACCUGUAACGCUACUCACGAUUUUUCUCCCACUUGCAGCCACCUUACGAAAAAAAG
Molecule: messenger RNA, 2277 nt
Organism: Megachile rotundata (alfalfa leafcutting bee)
Lineage: Eukaryota; Metazoa; Arthropoda; Insecta; Hymenoptera; Megachilidae
Product: protein-L-histidine N-pros-methyltransferase
Molecular function (GO): protein-L-histidine N-pros-methyltransferase activity
Source: RefSeq, a predicted model, not a curated record